AUGGGCACGAUUCCGCAGCGCCUGCAGCGCUUCCUUGAGCGCCCCGGGCCGCUCGGUGACCUGCUGGGGCGGUUGGAAGCCCGCACCGGUGUCCAACGGCUCUACCUGGCCUCAGGUUCUGUGGUGUUCCUGGGGCUGUACCUCAUGUUUGGCUACGGUGCCUCCCUGCUCUGCAACCUCAUCGGCUUCACCUACCCUGCCUAUGCCUCCAUCAAAGCCAUUGAGAGCUCCAGCAAGGAAGAUGACACCACCUGGCUCACCUACUGGGUGGUCUAUGGUGUCUUCAGCAUAGCAGAAGCCUUCUCUGACCUCUUCCUCUACUGGUUCCCCUUCUACUAUGCUGGGAAGUGCCUGUUCCUGGUGUGGUGCAUGGCCCCUGUGACAUGGAAUGGAUCCCAGGUGCUCUACCAGAACUUCGUCCGGCCCUACUUCCUCAAGCACCACCAGGCUGUGGACAAUGUCUUGGGUGACCUGGGCACCAAAGCCCUGGAUGCAGCUUCUACUGUCACCAAAGAAGCCUCCAGAGCAGCCCUGAACAUCUCACAUGGAACGAAGCACGACUGAAAGAAGCCUCCGGUGGCCUCGGUACCGGCACUGUGACCCCGAGCCUGGGGCUUGUAUCCCUCUGGACUUGGAUUUGGGCCGGGGCCGCACCGCUGCUAUCCCCCCAAUAAA
Molecule: messenger RNA, 675 nt
Organism: Indicator indicator
Lineage: Eukaryota; Metazoa; Chordata; Aves; Piciformes; Indicatoridae
Gene: REEP6
Product: receptor accessory protein 6
Exons: 5
Coding region: 1-564 (187 amino acids)
Source: RefSeq, a predicted model, not a curated record